Molecule: messenger RNA, 1419 nt
Organism: Chroicocephalus ridibundus (black-headed gull)
Lineage: Eukaryota; Metazoa; Chordata; Aves; Charadriiformes; Laridae
Gene: CHODL
Product: chondrolectin
Exons: 7
Coding region: 107-985 (292 amino acids)
Biological process (GO): positive regulation of axonogenesis
Cellular component (GO): cytoplasm
Source: RefSeq, a predicted model, not a curated record
GUCGAGCCGGGCCGGGCGAGAGCCCCCUUCCCCGCCGGCGGGCAUCGGCCUGCCCUGAGUGCUCGCAGCGCUUCUCGGCGGGGAGCCGGCAAGCGGGGUCGCCGCCAUGGGGUCCGGAGGAGGGCUGGGGCUGGCGCUGGUGGCCGCCGUCGUGCUGUGCGGGACCGGGGGGGUCGCCGGGCGCGUCCUCAGCGGUCAAAAGGUGUGCUAUGGCGGUCUCAAGCAUUCUUGCUACAAGUUAGCUUAUUUCCAGGACUUGUCUAGACGCGUGGGCUUUGAGGAGGCCCGCCAAGCUUGUGAAAUGGAUGGUGGGGCUUUGCUGAGCCUGGAAAGCGAAGCUGAGCAGCAACUAAUAGAAAACAUGUUGCAAAACCUUACCAAAUCGGGCUCCGGGAUUUCUGAUGGUGAUUUCUGGAUUGGGUUGUGGAGAAGUGGCAAUGAACUAGCCACCUCAAGUCCUUGCCCCAACCUCUACAAGUGGGCAGAUGGAAGUAUUUCACCAUUCAGAAAUUGGUAUACAGAUGAGCCUUCCUGUGGAAGUGAAGCCUGUGUUGUGAUGUAUCAUCAGCCGACUGCAAACCCUGGUCUGGGAGGGCCAUACCUUUAUCAAUGGAAUGAUGACAGAUGCAACAUGAAGCACAAUUUUAUCUGCAAGUAUGGCCCAGAUAAUGUCUUAGAAAAAGAAUUAGGGGACAGAGCGGAGCCAGAUCACGGUAUCUUUCCAACAGUGCCAGCAGGAAAUCCUUAUGACACAAGCAAACCAGAAGAUCAGUAUCAUGUUAUUGCAACUGAAACAGGUAUAAUUCCAAACCUAAUUUACGUCGUAAUACCCACUAUACCAUUACUGCUGUUGAUACUAGUGGCUUUUGGGACUUGCUGUUUCCAGAUGCUUCAUAAAAGUAAAGGAAGAACAAAAACCAGUCCAAACCAGUCCACACUAUGGAUUUCAAAGACGCCUAGGAAGGACAGUAGCAUGGAGGUAUAAUGAUUUACUGACUGAAAACAAGGCAAAAAUAACAUUUUGCAGUCAGGCUGUAUUAUGAUGUCGUCUAAGAACAUUGGCUUGGAAUGGCUUGAAAAUGCAAAGGAUCUACAAGAACGAACUGUAAGCUCCCCCUUGAGGCAAAUGUUCAGAUCACUUUUAUAUAAUGUUUGGUUAUUAAUUCAGUAACAAACUAUGCCAUGCUAAAUAAAGGGUAUGUGUUUAUUUUGCUAAGAGAUGUAAGUUAGCUAGUAUGUGAGCAAUGAAAUGAACAGAGCAUUUGAAGUUUUUAUGGGGAAAUAUCUACAAUGUAUCAGUUUUAAGACUGUUUGUAGUUAAACAAACCCUCUUUGUUUCCUUUAGUCUCUCAUGCAUUGUAACCUAGUUGAUGUACUGUAAAUGGAACUGACAAUUUUACAGUGUAACAAUUAUUUAUC